GCGCGCUGGUCCGCCAUGGCUGCGGCUCUCUUGUCCCGCGGCUUGUUCCGCGCGCGACCCACUUUCCGCUGCCCUUCCACGGAGAUGCAAUGGGUGCCACGGCGUGGGCAUCGGCUCACGCCCGCCGAUGAUGAGCUGUAUCAGCGGACGCGUAUCUCUAUGCUGCAGCGCGAGUCCCCGCAUGCCAUGUACAUCGACAGCUACAACAGCUGCGGCUUCAUGAUCAACGGGAAUCGCGUUUUGGGGCCCUGCGCGCUGCUUCCGCACUCAGUAGUGCAGUGGAACGUAGGAUCCCACCAGGAUAUUACCGAAGAGAGCCUGUCCCUUUUCUGGAUGCUAGAGCCUGGAAUAGAAAUUGUGGUGGUGGGUACUGGAGACCGAACUGAGCGGCUGCAAUCCCAGGUGCUGCAAGCCAUGAGGCAGAGGGGCAUCGCUGUGGAGGUGCAGGACACGCCCAAUGCCUGUGCCACUUUCAACUUCCUGUGUCAUGAAGGCCGAGUGACAGGAGCUGCUCUCAUUCCCCCACCGGGAGGCACUAUGCUUACAUCUGUGGUCCAAGAAACAGAGAGCAACAACAGGACCUGAGUGUGCCUGACUUUUCAGGGAAAACCUGGGCACCUUUUGCAGAGCCCAGGGGUUCUCACUGCUUUCACUGUCCCCUUCCCUUUGACGCUAUAACACUUGUCAGCAAAUUAAUACUUGAUCCACUUCAUCCAUUUCGUACUAGGUGUAUGGCUGGCGAUGGGCUGCUGGCUUAAUGAGCUUCUGGAGGGGGCUGUUAAGAAAUCAAGAGAAGCAUCUCAUGUAGGCUACUUGGCUCCUCUGAGACCAAGAGUCCAUGUGCAUAUCUGCUGCAGAUCUACUUGCUCAUAGGAAGAUUGGAGGGGGGACCUCAAUAUUCUCUCCAAGUCCUUUAGAGAUACAUGCAGGAAUCUAUGUAUUAUAGCCCUUUGGACUGUUGUGUGAUUUCAGUGUUAGCCUGGACCUGGGGAGCCAGCGCUGAUCAGAAUUGGCUCCUGAAUUUUGGGACUUUUUAAACCUAAAACUCACCUCAGGUUCCUCUGUAAAAAAAAGGGUGUUGUGUGUAUCUAUGAUGGUGGCAGCUUCAGAGCCUAACCUGCCCCUUAUCCUAAAAAAAAUGUCAAGCA
Messenger RNA from Condylura cristata (star-nosed mole), 1148 nucleotides. It is a transcript of the gene NDUFAF3, whose product is annotated as NADH dehydrogenase (ubiquinone) complex I, assembly factor 3. Gene Ontology annotation, cellular component: mitochondrial inner membrane. NCBI's taxonomy places the organism in Eukaryota, Metazoa, Chordata, Mammalia, Eulipotyphla, Talpidae. Gene Ontology annotation, biological process: mitochondrial respiratory chain complex I assembly. The coding region runs from base 16 to 585 and encodes 189 amino acids. The record is from RefSeq and is a predicted model, not a curated record. The transcript has 5 exons.